ACUGUCAACAACUGUCAAUUGAUAUAGGUUAGGUUUCUAAUCUAAUGUUUUUUAAAUAUUUAAGACCUAAACCAGCCUAAACUUAUUUUUGUCUUUCGCUUUACAACUUUUAAUUAUAAUGAUGGAUAUAGAAGAUGCCGAUGAUCCAAUGGAAAUAGACGAACCCGUUCCAAUAGCUCCUAUAAUAGAAAGGCUGUCGAAAAGUAUUGAAAGCGACAAAGCCGAAAACAGCAAUAACACAGGGCCCCCAAAAGUUCUUACUACUGCAACACCAUCAAAACAAGUCGAGAGUUCAUCCAGUAUUGUUAUUUUGGAUGAUGACGAUGAAGACCUGAUAAUAGCUCCUGCCAAUACAUCUACUUCUAUUGAACCGGCAAAAGAAACUGCAACUGCUGCUUCGAUUAAUACAGCAAAAGAUGUAAUAAUUGAUUUGGUUGAGAAACCUAAAAGUAAUAGAUGCAUCAAUACAAAUUGUAUUGGAUCAAGUGAAAAAUUUACAUAUGCUCCAGAUUUUUGCCUCUCAUACUUCAGAGUAAAAAAAUCAUCAGGUGACAACGAAGAAAUUUGCGAGGAUUGUUAUUAUAAAGCUAUAGAAGAUAAUGAUAAAUUAGCUACUAGUUUAAUAGAAGGAAAUCUACUAUUUAAAGUAGAUUUUCCUAUCAUAAAUGAAACUCUACAAAUAGAUGAUUCAGAUGAAGAAGAUGAGAAACCAGACAAUAGGGAAUAUAUAUCAGAUGAAAAUUUUAAAUUUAUUAGUGAAAAUAUUGAAGAAAUUCUUAUGGAAACAAUUGAGAAAUUUGAUAUUAAAAAUCAUAUAGAAAAGGAAAAACACUUCUUAACUGAGGAGGCAAAAAAAGUUGAAGCUGAUUGUGAAGAACUAACUGCAAAAGUGAAUGAGAUCCGUACUACUUUGGAUAAAAUUCAAAUUGAUUUAUACAACCAAUUUCGCCCUGAAAUUAAAUCUUUAAAAGGGAUGAUUAUAUUAGAUGACUAUUCUAUGAGUCCAGGGAUACAAGUGUAUCCAGAGCUAAAAAGUUACCUUGAAACAUCAAGAAAAAGUGCUAGGAUUCAGCAAAAACCUGUUAGUUAUACAGAUGAUUUGAAGGCAGAUGAAGCUGGUCAAAACACAACAAACGUUGAAGUGCCUAUGCCUAAAGAUUUGCCCAAGAAUAUGCUCGUGGAUAAACCUGCUCCACAACCAGAGGAAAUAUAUUACAUAAAGAGAGAGGGCAAUCCUCAGGCAUCUUGGAUUAAAGCUCGACUCAACUUAAUUAUUACUCCAAACACUCCUUACAAGAACCAGGUAUGGAAAACUACACACUACAAGCUGACAGAGCUGAAGCAACAGAAAGAGCGAAUAUUAAGUGGCAAAGAUAUAGCAUAUACUGCGGCUUGUAAGUCUCGUUUAGGCGUUGGCACUAGAGUCAUAUCAGUGUUCAAAUCCGAACAUAACUCCCCUAACGUUAAAAAAACUAGAAAUGAUCCUUUCUAUGCUGGCGUAGUAGGUGAACAUCCUGUAGAAUCAAAUAAAUAUCGAUAUUUGAUCUUCUUUGACAUUGGUUACGCCCAAUAUGUUCCACACUUCGGUAUACACCUAGUGCUAGACUCUAGCCAAAACGUAUGGGAAGACAUGCCCGAAGAUUCUAGGCCCUUCAUAAAGAAAUAUCUCGAAAGCCAAGACAGGCCUAUGGUAAAAAUGACUCCUAAUCAAACUGUCAGGGUUGAGUAUAACGGUAAAUGGUGGCCUUGCAGCAUAAAAGCAAUCGACUGCUCGUUGGUUCAUGUGUUCUUCGAUGCCUUGAACAGAUGGGAAUGGAUAUACAGAGGGUCGACUAGACUGAGUCCAAUGUUUAGAGAGGAACAAGCCGCUGUGAAUAGGCAUACUGGAAUGAGACCGCAAAGGAAAGCAGGCAUUGGCAUAAAUGAGUCCGCUUCUGUGGUACAGUAUACAAGAAAUAACGACUUUGUACAACCACCAGCAGAAUCCAAAGAGGAAGAAGCUCCCAAAAGCGUGGCUAGAGCGGUCGCUAGAAAAAGCACGACAAGACCAAAUACAUCCAAUCAACCUGCUCCAAUUCAUCCCUUUUUGCCCCCAAUUAACAACACCCCAGCCAAUAUUACAGGACCAACUAGUAAAAUCAUGUACUUUACUCCAAGAGAUCAGCAAGUUAUCAAGAGAGAAUAUAGACAACACGAAUGCGGACCUCAAUGUAAAAUCUACCUUACUCACAAUUUCGUCAAACUUAAGGGUCAUAAUCCGCUGUCCAAGCCUUUGUUGUGCGGCUGGGCUAGAAUGACGUUGAAGGAUAGGGGUAGGAAGGUUAUUAUAUAUAAGGCCCCUUGUGGAAGAAUGAUCAGAGAUAUUAGUGAGAUCCACUAUUAUUUGAGGAUAACUGAGAGUGAAAUGACAGUUGAUUUGUUUGAUUUCAAUCACAUGGUUCGAUGUUUGGCCGAGUUCAGUGUCGAAUGUGCUCCAGAUCCAAAAGAUUUAUCUAAAGGUCUAGAGCAAGUUCCUAUUCCGGUUAUAAACGGUAUGAAUAACGACAUGCUCGAUUUCUGUAACUAUUCAAUCAAAAGAGUUCCUAUGGAAGGCGUCCACAUGAACCUUGAUUCAGACUUCUUAUGUGGUUGCGAUUGCGAUGACGAUUGCGUGGAUAAACUGAAGUGUUCAUGUUGGAAACUAACCCUGGAAGGUCUUAAAUAUUUGGGAAAAGAUGUGGAUCCUAUUUCCGUCGGUUAUAUAUACAGGAGAUUGCAAGAACAAGUCAUAACCGGAAUAUACGAGUGUAAUUCAAAGUGUAAAUGCACUCAGACAUGUCUGAACAGGGUAGCGCAGAAUCCGUUGUCUUUAAAACUUCAAGUUUUCAAAACGCCAAACAAAGGAUGGGGCAUAAGGUGUUUGAAUGACAUUCCGCAGGGAUCAUUCAUAUGCAUCUACGCUGGUACAUUGCUGACUGAACAUAUGGCCAAUGAGGAUGGAAUGCAAUAUGGGGAUGAGUAUUUUGCUGAGUUGGAUUAUAUUGAAACUGUCGAGAAAUACAAAGAAGAUUACGAAGAGGACGUUGUAGAAGAUGAAGAUUUUGAAAAAGAAAAAGCGUCAAAUGCCGCUGAAGAGAAAGAAUUGAAAAUACAAAAAGCAAAUCAAGCUAGAAAAAGAAACACUUACAUGGAAGACAAUGAUUUUACACCAAGUAUUUCUGUACAAAAAGCUACUGGGGCUGAUGAUGGAAUAAGGUCUAGACUUAGGCGCAGAAAAGAUGAUGAAGAAAAAAAAGAGGACCCUGUUAAGGUGAAGCAAGAACUACAUGAAAGAGAUAUUAAGAGCGUAGUUGACAGUGUUGCUAAGGAUAUCGAUACUGUUACAAUUAGCGAUGAAGAAGACGAGGAUCGAGAGGUGCUUAGUUUUAAUCCAAAAGCGAACACUGACAUUGAUGACAGAACGUCCGGGUAUGGGUCUGUUCGCGAGAUAUUCGGUCCAGACGAAAAAGAUAAUAUUUAUAUUAUGGAUGCGAAAAAUGCUGGUAAUAUCGGCAGGUUCUUAAAUCAUUCCUGUUCUCCCAACGUCUUCGUUCAGAACGUGUUCGUUGACACUCAUGACGUACGGUUUCCAUGGGUGGCAUUUUUCUCGUCGCAGUUCAUCAGAGCAGGUACCGAACUCACCUGGAACUACAAUUACGACAUAGGAAGCGUUCCAGGCAGGAUACUUUAUUGCAAUUGUGCGUCGUUAGAAUGUAAGGGCAGAUUAUUAUAAAAAAAUAAACGUCAAAUGUAUUUAUUUAUGUAUUAAUCACUUUCUAUUUAAGUCGGGAUGACACGGUCAAAGUGUACUUUGUGUACUUGGAUCAAGUACAUUUGGAUGGUGCCAUAUAAAUGUACUUAUAAAAAUGCUGCGCGCGUCUCGAGUUGGAAGGCUUUUUAACAUCACAGUAAGUACGCUGGGGUGGAACUUUAUAAUUAAAUAGCGAUCGGUAGCGAUGAAGAAUACUGACCUUAGCCGUAGAAACUAAACGGCAAGCGACAGUAUUCUUCAUCGCUAUUUAUUUAUAGAGGUGAGACGGGCGCGACAUAUAAAUAGGUAUAUUUAUAUGGCAUUUGGUUGACUUGGUCCAAGUACACUAUGACCGUGUCAACCAGGCUUUUCCCUAAGAUAUAGUGUAAUGGAAAAUAAAAUGUUGUGAAGAG
Sitophilus oryzae (rice weevil) is the source of this 4182-nucleotide messenger RNA. RefSeq names its product histone-lysine N-methyltransferase eggless (gene egg). Gene Ontology annotation, biological process: heterochromatin organization; negative regulation of gene expression. The coding region runs from base 119 to 3751 and encodes 1210 amino acids. Gene Ontology annotation, cellular component: nucleus. NCBI's taxonomy places the organism in Eukaryota, Metazoa, Arthropoda, Insecta, Coleoptera, Curculionidae. Gene Ontology annotation, molecular function: protein binding; DNA binding; zinc ion binding. The transcript is spliced from 22 exons. The record is from RefSeq and is a predicted model, not a curated record.